Messenger RNA from Solea senegalensis (Senegalese sole), 4435 nucleotides. RefSeq names its product nuclear receptor subfamily 2, group F, member 6a (gene nr2f6a). The transcript is spliced from 6 exons. Gene Ontology annotation, biological process: cell differentiation; anatomical structure development; negative regulation of transcription by RNA polymerase II. Lineage: Eukaryota; Metazoa; Chordata; Actinopteri; Pleuronectiformes; Soleidae. Gene Ontology annotation, molecular function: nuclear receptor activity; zinc ion binding; RNA polymerase II cis-regulatory region sequence-specific DNA binding. Bases 1195 to 2406 code for a protein of 403 amino acids. The record is from RefSeq and is a predicted model, not a curated record.
CACACACUUACAGGUUGGGGAAAACAGAGGCAGAAGGAAGAUGGAAAAAAGCUAAUGUUGGUUAAUCCAGACUGUCUCCUGCUUUGGCCAUCCUCAUGAAUCAUAAUUUAAUAAUUAAUUUGUGGACUCAGAACCUGGGAGCGGAGAGAUGAGAGGAGCACCCAUCACUCCGACCCCCGCCUCCUGUUAGCCACAGCCAAAGGGGAAAAGCCUCACUCACUCUCAGAAACACACCGCGGACGGAAAGCAGCAGCAGCAGCCACACAGGGCUAGGCCGCAAGUCAUUAGUUCUUGGUGGGCAAGCAUUGACAAAAGCCUGGAGGGAGAAGCCUCGCAUGAGGAGAGGAGGAGGAAGCACAGGAACUAAGGCGGACAGACUCUCUCUCCCCCCCGUUCUUGUUUUUCUUGUCUGUCCAGAGAGGCAGCAGCAGCACGGAGGAUAUCGUGGUGCUACAACAACAAGAGGGAGCGAGAGAGGGAGCACUUCCCUGUGCUGGAGAUCAACUGGGUGUUUUGGAAGGGAGGUGACCUCCGUCUCCUGCUUCAGAAGCUGGUGGUGCCUUUAAGGACACCCACACCAGAGUGUUGCUGUUGUCGUCGCGGUGUAGACGACAAGUCGAUUUGUUGUGUAUCUGAAAAUGCCGCUGAGAGGAUUACAGCAGUAGAGCGGGCGUGCUGCGUUCACUGCCUCAGCUUCGCUGGAUGGCACGGAGCUGUACAGCGAGGGGGAAAGCUGCGGUCCGUAAACGCAGCACAGACAGCCACACUAGCCGACCGUUCGCUCGUCCUCAGGUCUCCGGACUGAACGCGGUUGACGGGCAGCAUCUCUUCAACCGUUCGGGAGAGAAGGAAACAAGAAGAGGACACCGAUGGACAAAUAGGAGACAGAAAACGGAGGAAACCCCGUCAAACACUCGAUAUUAAAAAGUUGCCACGGUGGAGACUGUUUCCAGGUCAUAGUGGAGUGGGAGGGGACUGAGCUGCUCUUGUUUUUUGUUUCUUACUUUUUUGUUUCAGUAUAAAAAUAAGACUGCGAUAGCACAUUAGACCACAUACGGUGAAGAAGAAGUCAUCUUCUUCCACACUGUCCGCCCAAGACUUUUCAUAUUAUUCGAUAUUUAUGUUACCUUGACGGCAAGCAGAAACCUUGGCUGUCUGUCCCAUUUUUCUCUGCGGUGGUUCGGUAACCAAGCGAUGGCCAUGGUGAGUGGGGGCUGGGGAGAUCCUAACGGGGGCACCAACGGGCUGGGGGACAAGAGCUACCUGAGAGGGGAGGAAGAGGACGGUUCUCCUCAGGCGGGGGGCAGCGACAUGGAGGCCGGGGACGACGACAAGGCGUGCGUGGUGGACUGCGUUGUGUGCGGGGACAAGUCCAGCGGAAAACACUACGGCGUGUUCACAUGUGAGGGCUGCAAGAGCUUCUUCAAGAGGAGCGUCAGACGCAAUCUCAGCUAUACCUGCAGGUCAAACAGAGAAUGUCAGAUUGACCAGCACCACAGAAACCAAUGCCAGUACUGUCGCCUGAAAAAGUGUUUCCGUGUUGGCAUGCGCAAAGAAGCAGUUCAACGCGGACGCAUCCCCCCUCAGGCAAGUCUCAGCCCCUCCAUCACUCCCAUAGGUGGCGCCAGUGUCCUUGGAGGUGGUGAGUUUUACAACAAUGGAGGAAGUGGCGGCGGUCAGCCCGUGUCUGAGCUCAUCUCUCAGCUGCUGCGAGCUGAGCCAUAUCCCAGCAGUCGCUAUGGGCACCAGUACAACCAACAGGCCGGUCCAGAUAAUGCCAUGGGCAUUGAUAAUAUUUGUGAACUGGCUGCCCGCCUACUCUUCAGCAUCGUAGAGUGGGCCAGAAGCAUCCCGUAUUUCCCUGAGCUGCCUGUUUCAGACCAGGUGGCCCUGCUGAGGCUGAGCUGGAGCGAGCUGUUCAUCCUCAAUGCGGCCCAGUCGGCUCUGCCGCUCCACAUGGCUCCUUUACUGGCUGCAGCCGGCUUCCACUCCUCACCCAUGUCUGCUGAGCGUGUGGUUUCCUUCAUGGAUCAGGUGAGGGUGUUCCAGGACCAGGUGGACAAGCUGACCAGGUUGCAGGUGGACUCGGCUGAGUACAGCUGUCUCAAGGCCAUCGCACUGUUCUCGCCAGAUGCUUGUGGUCUGACAGACCCAGUCCACGUGGAGUCUCUGCAAGAGAAGGCUCAGGUGGCUCUGACGGAGUACGAGAGGAUGCAGUACCCCAGUCAGCCGCAGCGCUUCGGCCGCCUGCUCCUGCGUCUCCCUGCCCUGCGCGCCGUUCCCGCCAACCUCAUCUCCCAGCUCUUUUUCAUGCGCCUGGUAGGAAAGACGCCCAUUGAGACGCUGAUCCGUGACAUGCAGCUCUCUGGAAGCUCAAUCAGCUGGCCGUAUGUCCCAGGACAGUAGCUCCCUCUACUGGGAUGGACAUGGUUUUUGUCUGGGAUUAGUGACGACAAGGACCCAUAAAGAGACCUCCUGACGCAUCAUUAUCCAUCUGUGUUGCUUUCAAACUGCAGUGCCAGCUGGCUGUCUCAUGUACUUUACUGUAACUGCUCUACUCCCUCCUCAUGAAACGAGUCCUCUGUCUCCACACGACCUGUCGGAGGAAGACGCACGAGACGAUGCCAGCCUGGAUCUGGUUCUCAGGCCAGAGAACAGUUCUUCAUGCUGGGCUACAAUAUGGCGCUCACUGUCAGACAUGUAACCACCUACAUGCUAUAGUGACGAAAGACAUUGCAGUUUCAUGUAGAGGGCAGAAGCACCCUGCUACAAACUGCCCUGUCACUGGAAGUCAGCUGAGACAUUUUUCCCACACAAGGCUUAUGGGAGAUUGACUGGAGAUUUGUGAUAUAGAAACCUUUUUAUCACACAACAGUAACAUUACAUCUAUGACUAGAACGACCCUAAUUGAACAGUCUAAAGUAGUAGGUGCGCCAUUGACUGGAUAUACAGACACAGUACGAGCCUUUUUGUUGACAAGACAAUUAUGAUUUCACUGCUCUUACCUCAACAGUGGAGGACAAACAAAUGGCUCAAAAGAACGACGAGUGAAAUAAAACCAAGGAAAGUUCACCAAAGUUUCAUCAGAUGAUUUUUUUUUUUUUUAUAUAUAUAUAUAGAAUUAGUACAUAAAGCAGAGAGAUGGAAAUGAACAGACUCUUGUGACUGCCUGACCAUCAAGUCAGCAAUGCAUUUAUUUCAUUCACAAGGCUCUCGGUCGCUGUAGUUUUAGAAGAAUUAAAACGAGAAGAGUGACAGAACGGACAAUUACCUCAAGAGACAUCAGAAUGCUUUAGUCUGAUAUUUCCAAAACACAAACCUCUGUAAACGUCGUUCACCAGAAACCGCCUUCUUUUUAAACUGCCUUGUUAUUCAGUAUGAAUUUGGGACACCUAAUGAAGGAUGAAAUGAGACUUGUGAGUGUUACAAACGUGCUUCAUGUACAUUUUUGAAAAAAAAAAAAAAAAUCCCGAGUAAAUUUCGUCCAUGAUUUGAAUUUUGACUGACGGAAUACGGUGAAUUAAGCUAUUAAACAUUGUUUAGAGCAUUGUUUUCUUUUUCGGGUGCAUAAAUAAACUAUCAAAACAAUUUCAAACACUUCAUUGGUGAUUAGCGUUUAUAUCAAACACAACCAUUGCUGUUUCUAAAGGUAAAAAUUCCCUGAAAAAUAUGUUGAAGUGUGUACAAACACACGCACAAUAAAACCAACUUUUUAUCAUUUUGCAUGUUAAAAUAUUGUUUUGGAUCUCUAUGUUGAGACUUUUCUUCUUUUACAUUAAGUGUUGCUUUCUCUGCUAGUUCCUAAACUUUUUUCCAAUAUGUGUUUCCAUGUAAAGAAAAAAAAAAUAUACCUCUGUCAUCCGUCAAAAUGGAAGCUGAUCUUCAUGCUAUACAGAGUCUCUGCUGUAAUACAUGACAAGACCAUGUUGUAAAGAACAUUUAACGUGUAAAGAACAUUUAACGCCAAAUAACGCUCUGUCUAUGAGUGAGAGAGAAUAUGAGCCUCCUGGUUUGCGGGUCUGUAAGGAUUUACCUCACACAGAUAUUACAAGUGGCAAGUUUACAAAUUCACAGAUUUGUUUGUUUUGUUUCCCCAUAAAUCAACUCUAAAGAGAAAUACGUUCCAGCAUUGACCAAGCAAAUCAAAUGCUUGAACUCAGCUGCUGGAUCGACCACCGGGUCUCUGGAUUUUCCUUUUUUCAGCAACAACUCGCACAAAACUGUCAUCGAGAAGAGAAAUCAUGAGUAUACUAUUGAUGUUUUUUUGUUUUUUUUUAAAAAAUCUUUUGGGUUACUGACUUAAUGUGUAUGGCAACGGUAUUAAAAAUCAAAAGAUACAAGUGUGUCUUUUGCUUUGUUUUUUCAGAUUAUUUGAAAGUGUUGUAGUUACGUACAUAUGUAUGAAGAAUGCAAAAAUAAAAAGAGCAACAUGUUC